Molecule: messenger RNA, 1597 nt
Organism: Durio zibethinus
Lineage: Eukaryota; Viridiplantae; Streptophyta; Magnoliopsida; Malvales; Malvaceae
Gene: SDH2-2
Product: succinate dehydrogenase 2-2
Biological process (GO): respiratory electron transport chain; tricarboxylic acid cycle; aerobic respiration
Cellular component (GO): mitochondrion
Molecular function (GO): oxidoreductase activity; electron transfer activity; 2 iron, 2 sulfur cluster binding
Source: RefSeq, a predicted model, not a curated record
UCCAUCAGCAGGAGCAGAUACAAGUUGAUGAAUUCCUGGAAUCACCUGGUGAACCCGAGUGUCCUCCAUGGAAACCGGAUAUUGCAAGUUUCAUUAUCCAAGUCUCGAACCAAAAAGCCAGCUGCCAAAAUCAGCAAAAGCAAAAGCAAUCACAUUGGUGAUGGAACUAGCAGCAUUUGUUUGCCUUUCACACACUUCUCAAUGAGAGUAUAUCUUCCCUUCACAAUCCACUAGGGGCCAUGCCAAGCACACGCCUAAGAAGAAACAGAAAAAUCGAAGCAAAAUGAAUGCUCCAGGAACCCUUAACCAACGAUCCAAAUUCACUCAUGUCAUCAUACCAACCCCAAAAAGUCGACCCAAUCCAUGGCUUUUAAAGGCCAAAACUUCAAUUCGCCAAACUACCCUUUCUGAUCACCAAACAGUUACUUAUCAUUGAAGCCCAUUUCCGUCAUUCCACAAUAUCAUUGAACUGUUUUUCUCCAUUCUUUUCUUCCUUGGUCUUCGUUUUCAGUUUUUUCAUUUUCUUUCAUUAAACAAUGGCGACCAGUUUGAUACGACGGGCGAUGAAUAUGACGUCACGCGUUUCGUCAUCAGCUGUUUCUCCGGCGUCGAGGCUGGUGGCUGACAGGCCCUAUGCCAGCGAAACGGAAGCUCAAAAGGUAGAACCAAAACCAGCCGCCGCUACCAAUAUGAAAACCUUCCAAAUCUACCGAUGGAACCCAGAUAACCCAACGAAACCACAACUCCAGGACUACAAAAUCGACCUAAAAGAAUGUGGGCCCAUGGUUCUCGACGCCCUAAUCAAGAUCAAGAACGAGAUCGACCCAUCGCUCACCUUCCGUCGCUCCUGCCGUGAAGGAAUCUGCGGCUCUUGUGCAAUGAACAUCAACGGCUGUAACGGCUUAGCUUGUCUUACCAAGAUCGAAUCAGGAUCGUCGGAGACAACGAUCACGCCGUUACCACAUAUGUUUGUGAUAAAAGAUCUGGUGGUAGAUAUGACCAACUUUUACAAUCAAUAUAAGAGCAUUGAGCCUUGGUUAAAGAGGAAGAAUCCGCCGCCAACGGCAGAGAAAGAGAUUCUGCAGAGUAAGAAGGAUAGAGCAAAGUUGGAUGGGAUGUAUGAGUGUAUUUUGUGUGCCUGUUGUAGUACCAGCUGUCCCAGUUAUUGGUGGAACCCUGAAUCUUAUCUGGGUCCUGCUGCUUUGCUUCAUGCUAACAGAUGGAUAAGCGACAGUCGAGAUGAAUACACAAAGGAGAGAUUGGAGGCUAUAAAUGAUGAGUUUAAGCUGUAUCGAUGCCAUACAAUAUUGAACUGUGCUCGUGCUUGCCCAAAGGGCCUGAACCCAGGAAAGCAGAUCACACACAUCAAGCAGCUUCAGCUUAUCGGUGCUUAAGGUUUCAAAUUUUAACAAUAAAAUGUUGUGUAUUGAUCAAGUUAAUCUGGAUUAUUUUUGUGAGGUCUCCUCGAACAAUUUGCUUUGAGAUAAUAAUGCAAAUAAUUGUAUUCUCCCUCACAUUGUACUUAAUUUUGUUAUAAUUUGUUCUAGUGCUGAUUUGGGUCUUUUUUCCUUGUUACUCUGUUGCAUGCAAUAAAUGA